AUGCUGCUGUCCGCCCUGGCCUUUACAGUGGCAUUCUGGCUUCUCUCCGGCGGCCAGCGGAAGGAAAUCCCCCAAUUUGACGCCCGGCAGCUGGAACAACAGUAUCCUUUAGUAUGGAAGCACAUUCACUCGUUUGAUGGAGUUGGAGGAGCAUGGUACAUUCCUCCGAGCUGGCUCGCCGACGACCAGACGCCGCCAACAGACAUUGUCGAGGCUGCAAGUCUGGCGUCCACGGCCGCCCUCUUCGCACGCGAACGGCAGGUGGCCUUUUCCAACGUUCCACUUCUGAUGCAUCAGACCGGAGCUUCAUCCAAGGUCAACACCUGGAAGCCUGAUGUCGUCCCAUGGGUCGAGCGGUGGCUUGAGUAUUCCGCGUCUCCUAACAAUAGUGAGCCUAUGGCGUACUUCUUUUGGGACGACGAAGGAAUCGCCAUGCUCAUGGAUAAGUAUGAUAAGGGGUUUGUUGAGGAUUUCAACGCAAUCUUCACGCCCGUCGAGAGGGCAGACAUCUUCCGCAUCGUGACGUGCCUAUACUUUGGAGGGAUUUAUGCCGACAUUGAUACAGAACCUCUCCGACACCCGGCGCAUUGGAAUCCCGAAGAGGAGGCUGCUUCGCCUUCCGCCAAUGGCAAACAGCCCGUUAACCUUAUCUGGGGGCUUGAAGCUGACACAGAUCCAAAUACAAACACCUAUUGGCGGAUGGGAUACACGUAUCCGAUCCAGCUUACUCAAUGGGCGCUGGCGUCUGCUCCUGGGCACCCGGCCCUGAAGCAGUUCAUGGACAAUCUUUACGCCGAGGUGCUCUUGGAAAAGAAUGCGACUACGAAUGAUCCCAACAGGGCCGACCCUCUCACGCGAACCGGUCCUGCUGCUGUCACGCUGGCUACUCUCCUGUGGCUGGAGCAUGACAAUGGGUUUAGGUGGAACGCCCUAACUGGGCUGAAAGACGGAGGCAAAACGAAGCUCGUGGCAGAUGCUUUGAUUUUGCCAAUUACUGGCUUCAGCCCCGGUCGCGGAUCCUACGGAAACAUGGGUUCGAAGCCUAUUACGGAUCCAGAUGCCCGACUUGUCCAUCAUGCCUUGGGCUCAUGGCGGAAAUUCGAUCUGCUAGUCGAGUAUGGCAAGUUUUGUCGCACAGUAUUUGGUCUUUGCAAAGACUGGACCAAGGUCCCGGCGCCACAACGCGGAUUAUAA
This is a messenger RNA of Trichoderma breve, 1194 nucleotides long. RefSeq names its product glycosyltransferase sugar-binding region containing DXD motif domain-containing protein. Gene Ontology annotation, cellular component: mannan polymerase complex. The record is from RefSeq and is a predicted model, not a curated record. Lineage: Eukaryota; Fungi; Ascomycota; Sordariomycetes; Hypocreales; Hypocreaceae. The transcript is spliced from 5 exons. The coding region runs from base 1 to 1194 and encodes 397 amino acids. Gene Ontology annotation, molecular function: alpha-1,6-mannosyltransferase activity. Gene Ontology annotation, biological process: protein N-linked glycosylation.